GCUUCAUAUGCUAUCGUCUUCUUGAGCCCUAAAACUUUCGCCUCUCGUGGUUUCUAGAUAUUUGACGAAGAGGUUUAUACAACGAGCAUAAGAUGCAGAACGAGGAGGGUAAGCUCACUGAGCUAUACGUUCCAAGGAAAUGCUCUGCCACUAACAGGCUGAUAACUUCAAAGGACCAUGCCUCGAUUCAGAUUAACAUUGGCCACUUGGAUGAGACUGGUAUCUAUAAUGGUCAUUUCACCACAUUCGCCCUCUGUGGUUACAUCAGAGCACAGGGAGAUGCUGACAGUGCACUAGAUCGCUUGUGGCAGAAGAAGAAAGCUGAAGUUAAACAACAGUAGUAGUGAUGAUAGUUUUGUCUGAAGUUCUACUAUUGCGGGAGAUGUUCGAGUCUUACGAUUGUAGAACUUGGCUAAUUUAACCACAAAUUUUGCAGUAUUUGCUUUUCAUUGAUUAAAGUUGCUUUUUGACUGAUUGAAACUGCAUUCAAAAGAUAUUUGGUUGUUUCCUCCUAUUCCAUUCAUUGUGUUGAUUUAUGAAUAUAUUUGAGGAAUUUUAUAGGUUGGUUUGAUAGAAUGUGUAUUUAGUCAAGUUUGUUUCUGUGAUUGUCCUUAAUAUGAUGAUUGGUGCAGUGGCCUUCUCUGCAGCAACUUGGAGAAUUGUCCAGAGACGAGUGGUACUAAAUUACUAAGAGUAGGUGUUUGAAGAAAAACUUGUCAAACUGCGUUUGUCUAUAUACUCCGUUGCUCCUAAAGCCAAUUUUGACGCCUACGUUGAAACUUGUUUUAAAGGCC
Messenger RNA from Gastrolobium bilobum, 794 nucleotides. RefSeq names its product small ribosomal subunit protein eS21. Gene Ontology annotation, biological process: endonucleolytic cleavage to generate mature 3'-end of SSU-rRNA from (SSU-rRNA, 5.8S rRNA, LSU-rRNA); translation; endonucleolytic cleavage in ITS1 to separate SSU-rRNA from 5.8S rRNA and LSU-rRNA from tricistronic rRNA transcript (SSU-rRNA, 5.8S rRNA, LSU-rRNA). Gene Ontology annotation, molecular function: structural constituent of ribosome. The record is from RefSeq and is a predicted model, not a curated record. The coding region runs from base 93 to 341 and encodes 82 amino acids. Lineage: Eukaryota; Viridiplantae; Streptophyta; Magnoliopsida; Fabales; Fabaceae. Gene Ontology annotation, cellular component: cytosolic small ribosomal subunit; ribosome. The transcript is spliced from 4 exons.